Molecule: messenger RNA, 735 nt
Organism: Daldinia childiae
Lineage: Eukaryota; Fungi; Ascomycota; Sordariomycetes; Xylariales; Hypoxylaceae
Exons: 2
Coding region: 1-735 (244 amino acids)
Source: RefSeq, a predicted model, not a curated record
AUGUCGAGCGGACCAUCCCCAGACUCAUCGUCCUAUUUCCUUCCCGUGAAUUCCGCCGAAGCCGAAAGGCUCAUGAACCAACACCUAGUCCUGAUCGACGCGCUAGAUGGACGUAUAGUGCUACCGCCUAUCGAUUUCACGAAGCCCGGGCUCAAGAUCCUCGACUCCGGAACUGCAGACGGUCACUGGAUCAGCGAGCUGCGCAAAACGCUCCCAGACCCCACCAUCCACACCUUCAUAGGAACCGACAUCAACCCGACCCUCUUCCCACACGCCUCCUCGCUCCCCGGCGACACCAGCUUCCACACGCACGACAUCAGCACCCCGUGGCCCGCCAACCAGCACGGGACCUUCGACCUAGUGCACCAACGGCUGACGCUGCCCGGGGCGGCGCCGACCCCACUAGCGCAAGUAGUGCAGCAGCUGUUCGCGCUGCUUACGCCGGGCGGCUGGAUCCAGUUGGUAGAGGCAGAGCAGGUGGGCCCGGAGUCGGGGCCCGUGUUCGGCGAGUUCCUGGAGCUGGUGCGCGGGCUGUUCGACGCGACGGGGGCCGGGUGGCAUUACGCUGGCGACUUGCGCGGAUGGGUCGAGGGCGCGGGGGCCGUGGAUGUGCGCGAACACGUCGUCGAUAUGGCGUUCGGAGCUAGGAAUAGGGACCCGGGGUUGGCGGCUGCGAGCGCUAGGUGCACGGCGCAGGCUAUGCAGGGCCUGGUUAAACAUGCGAAGAGUAAGUAA